Molecule: messenger RNA, 1884 nt
Organism: Fusarium venenatum
Lineage: Eukaryota; Fungi; Ascomycota; Sordariomycetes; Hypocreales; Nectriaceae
Product: mitochondrial 54S ribosomal uL1m domain-containing protein
Molecular function (GO): nucleotidase activity
Source: RefSeq, a predicted model, not a curated record
AUGAAGUCUUUCGUUUCCGUCGCCCUUUUGCCUCUUGCGGUUCAAGCCGUAAGGAUCGUCCAAUCUAAUGAUGAUGGCUGGGCUGAGUCGUAUAUCCGUACCUUUAAUGACGCUUUGAACAACGCGGGCUACGAUGUUGUUCUUUCGGCCCCUGCUGAGAACAAGUCAGGCAGUAGCUCUCGAGAUGAGAAUCCCAAGGAUCGCAAGACGCCUUGCCAGUACGAUAGUUGUCCUGCUAACAGCGGUCCUGCUGGUUCCGACCCAAAGCGACCUGAUCUUAACUGGGUCAACUCUUUCCCCGUCACUGCUAUGAAGUACGGUAUCGACACCUUUGGUCCCAGCCUGUGGGAUGGCGCUGCCCCUGAGCUUGCCGUUGCCGGUCCCAAUGUCGGCAGCAACAUCUGGCUCCAGGUUCCCUUCUCCGGCACUGUUGGCGCUGCUUGCUAUGCCGCCCAUGAAGUCGGCAUUCCCGCCAUUGCCUUCUCUGGAGCUUCCGGCGGUAAUACUGCCUUCAACACCAAUCCUGUUCCCGAGCGUAGUCUCGUCUAUGCCGAGCUUGCUGCCACUUUCGUCAAGAAGAUUGUCGACUCUGGAAAGCCUUACUUGCCCAAGGACGUCUACCUCAACGUCAACUUCCCCAAGGUUGAGGGCAAAUGCACUGAUGCGUCCAAGUUCCAGUGGGUGCUGACCCGCAUCAACAGUGGCUUGCUGUCCGAACGUGAUACUGAGUGGUGUGGUGAGGACCGUCUUCCUACUGAGACUGAGAUCGCUCUUAAGAGUGGCUGUUAUGCUUCUAUUAGUGUUGGAGAUGCUGCCGAUAAGACUACAGCUGAUGCUGCGAGACAGAAGAUCGUCUUGGAGAAGAUCAAGGACAUGCUUGUGCCCACUUCAGAACCUUUGGAGCAACCUCGACUUUUUGCGCCGCCUCCAUAUUACGAUCAAGGGCCGGUCCGCCAGAGCUCUCAAUCCCGACGUAUAAUGGCACCAAUCGACCGUUGCUUGGCCUCAAUGGCCAGGCUAUCCCUCCUCCAGACUCCUCGACCGGCAAUUCCCUCGAUACCCAAGUUCCUCGCCCCGGCAGCGGCCCAACAAGUUCGACAGGCGUCAGUGGUCCGAAUCAGGAAGACAGCGAAGAAGAAGAAGCCACUCCCUAAGGACUUUAAGAGACAUAACCUGAACAAGAGGGAAUUCCCUCAGUACUCGUUAUGUGAAGCUAUGAGAAUCCUCCGCGCCGUUGAGGUCGGCGAACCCCCCGCUUCGAUCAAGUACGAGCUACACAUCAACCUCAAAACCGCCCGUAACGGCCCUGUCAUCAAGAACAGCGUCCGUCUACCUCACCCUGUCCAAAGCGAUUGGCAAAUCGCCGUUGUUUGCCCCGAAGGCAGCGAGAUCGCUCGUGAAGCCACCGCCGCAGGUGCUGUGGCCGUUGGUCAAGAGACCCUCUUCGAAGCCAUCCGACAAGAAAAGAUCAACUUUGACCGACUUAUUUGCCACGAAGCCAGCGAGGCUGCCCUCAACAAGGCCGGUCUGGGAAAGAUCCUCGGUCCUAAAGGUCUCAUGCCCAGCAAGCGUAUGCGAACCAUUGUUCCCGAUGUCGUCAAGUCUAUGCGAGACUCUGCCGGUGCUGCCGAUUAUCGUGAGAGACAGGGCGUUAUUCGUCUGGCUAUUGGACAAUUGGGAUACUCGCCCGACCAGCUCAAGAACAACAUCAAGGUGUUGCUGGCCAAGAUCAAGGCAGAGUGUACCGAGAUUUCAGAGGAGGUGCAUAAGGAAGUCCAUGAGGUUAUUCUCAGCACAACACAUGGACCAGGUAUCAGCUUGAACGGAAACCUAAAAGAUGCCGAUGAGAAGAUUACCCCCGAGGCUUUGUCGAGCAUCAUGUAA